CAUUCAAGCCCAGCACGUCCAAGCACGACCCUGAGCCCUGGACCUGAUUGCUUUAGCGCCUACACUUCUGUUGGACUCCAGCUUCCUGCUGCCUCAUCCCACGUGUCUGUUGCUCUGCGCCGCGCAAAGACGGGAGCUUAACAAACGGACCGUCUGCGCUUCAUUCAAACCGGACGCCCAAUUCAAAUCGAAGACAGCAUCUAGUGCACGGCAAAUUAACCAGAACUUGAACAACAACUUGAAGCUAUUAGCCCCACAGGAGCUUCCGGGCCUUGAGCCUUCGAGUCCAGUUAUCUUGGACCGUCACUUGUUCGGUACUUUGCUGCGCCGACGUCGCGCUUCCAUUUCUCGAGGCCAACAAUUUCACUUCUUGCUUUGCGUCGUUGUCGCCCAGUGUUUCCGCUCUUCACCUCCAUCUACCACAUCUGCCGAAACCAUGGCUUCGUCGGCCACCCGCGCGGCCGUCGCGGGCGCCCCAAGAUCCAGUCCGUCCACGAACCAUACGCUGGGCUUCUUGAACCUGCCGCGGGAGGUGCAGACCGAGAUAAUCAAGCACUGCUCGACACGCGACCUAAUCUGCGUCGCCCUUGUGUCAAAACACUUCCGCGAUCUCGCUGCCGCCCAGCUGUACCGCGAGUUCUCCAUCGUCUUCCCGGACGAGGACAAUCCCCAGUUCGACACCCCCGUCGACUCCCUCGCCGGCGGCUUCGAUACCUUCGUCACCAGCGACUACAACUACGCCCAAUAUCUCAAAGCGCUGUGCUUCGACACGCUUUACCUGGGCGAUAAGGCAGAGGUUUCGUAUCGUCCCUACCUUGCCAAUCUGAGCUGCGGCAAGUUCAUGAACACGCUGCUGCUUUUGACAUUGCGCAAGGCGAGGGCGCUCGAGUCCUUCAAGUGGAACAUCCGAGUCGAGCUAAGCCGGCCGGUUUACAAGGAGCUCCACCAAAUUGCCUCCCUCUCGCACCUCCAUAUCAGGCUGCAUGCAGGCCCCUCGCAGUACGAGACGCCUCCACCUCUACCCUACACUGUUUCGUCUUCGACCGUCUCACCAGGGCCCGCUCAUGUCACUUCCCUUCCUCCUCCCCCUCCAACCUUCGGUCUCAUGCCGCCACCGCCUCCCCAGGGUUUCUAUGUUCCCGCAUCGGCCAUUCCUCUUCCACCAUUGCCUAAGCCACCGCGUGCGAAGGCGCCCAAGAAGCCGUCUCUUGGCAAAGAACCGCCGACCCUGUCCGGCUUCAGGAGGCUCAAGAGUCUCGCGGUCCUUGACAUAGACGAUCUGGACAUCGUGAGCGAGCUCCAGGCGUGUGUGCGGAACUCCGCCGGGACGCUCUCAAAGCUCAAGCUCUCCUUCUCCGAGAAACUGGCCUCGUCAGCCCGGAAGCCCUCGGCCGACCCCGAGUCAGAAGACUCAGAUCAAGAGGAUGACAUCGACCCCCUUCCCGCGGUGCACAACGAGGAAAUGAGCGGCCCGGCAAGGGCUUUCCGAGCUCAGGAAGAGAGAAAAACCCAGGAGUCGGUACUGGGCAGGAUCUUCGAUGUUGAGUCCAUCCCUGCCCGGAAACCUACCGUCGGUUCUGCCGAGAACAAGGAGAAAAAGAUGAAAGUCAAGACAGAAGAGGAACUCGUCGACAUCAUGAAGAAGAUCGCAGCCAAGUUCAUGGGAGAGUUGAACGGAACGAGCGACUUCAAGGCCUCGCAGCACGUUUUCGAUCUGAUUAGUCUCGCUGCUUAUAAGUAUCUCGAGGAGGCCAAGACGCAGAAGGAAACGCAAAACGAGAAUCAGGCCCUCUCGGACACCUCUGCCUCAGAUACCAACCAGUUCUCCGAUGAUAAGGUUGGGGGAACACCUCUCGAGGCAAGCAGCCCUACAGGAGGGCUUUUCAGCAACGCAACAGCAUCCAAAAAGGCGCGGGACGGCCAAGGAGACGCAAAUCCAGACGACAUUGACAUUGAAGAGCCCGAAGAUCAACUCGCUAUCGAGCCAGGGGAGCCGCCGGCCAGUGAUGCGUCCAACGAGCCCAACAACACUGACUCGGAAGCUCCACUGCCUACAGCAGCGAUUCAUUCCAAUAGCACGGCCGAACCUGAUCAUGUCUCGACUGCCCAGGAGUCGCAAAAGGCACUUCGCAAGGCUUGGACUGAACAGGUAGAGCGGAUCGAGUCCCAGGCCGAUGCUCUGGCCAAGGAAAUGCGCCAGUGGGCGGGCUUGAAGACGUCUGCCAACUUCAGCAACUUUGCCGAUGCCGAGUCGUGGUUACGCAACGCCAAUCGAAAUAUUCAAGCCAUGAAGGAUGAUCUCACCGCAAGCCAGAAGACAAUGUUGGAACGCUUGCACACGGCCCCACCUGGCCGGCCAGCUACGAACAAAGAAGUAGAAGACCAAGAGCACGCGCGCAUGCGCGACUACUUGCGGAAGACCAGGGGCAUCGCGCUAGAAUCUCUACGCAUCUACCUCAUCCCGGUCAAGGCAUCCGUCUUGUCCAGGGCGGUCGACUUGCGCAUGCUCCGCCGUCUGACGUUGCUGAACGUCGGGAUCCAGGCGCCUAUUUGGGCACUGCUGCACAAGGAGAACAAGGAGGCUCCCCUCCCGCUCCGCAAGAUCUUCACCGACAACGUCUCGCUCGUCUUCUUGAAUUUUGUCUCGUCCCUGCAGGAGGUCUACGAGCUGUUCCUGCUCGAGCGCGAAAACAAGGCCAAGCCCGAGAGCUUCGCGCCCAAGACGCAGACCACCAUCGACCAAAUCCGCAAGCUCGUUUUCAAAAAGCAUCUCCCCCACCUGCGCCGGCUCAUGAUCAAAAACCUCUCGGGUACCGCCUGGGACGUCGAUGAGAAGUCUAUCCUGCUGCUGUGCAGACAGGGACGCAAGCUCGAGGAACUGGCUUGCAGUAUGAGCAUCCGCGCCAUGCACUGCCUCAUGCAGCACAUCUACGGCCUCGCUUCGCUCCGCGCACUGCACGUCGUCCACCUGCGCAACGAUGACACCUGCGUGUGGGUUAUGCGCGAGACGAAGAAGUUCUUGAUCGACAACGUCUCGCACUACCCGGACCUCAAGCUUGAGUGGAUCGCCAUUGACGAGGACGACCGGGUGGAUAAACUGGUGCGUGUGCCGUCGCCGGCACAGGACGGGAAUGGGGCGAGUGAUGGGGAGGGAAAGAAAAAGGCGAAGGAUACGAAGGGCAAGGGGAAGCUGGAGACGACGGCGGCGGCGGCGGCAUUGGAUCUGGAGGGUGAGGGUGGUGAUGUGGCGCUGGAGGUCUCGGCUCUGAUUGCUGCUGAGCUGGGGAAACAUGAAGAGGGCAGUACGAGCGAGGCGGACGAAACGGAUGGGGAGGAUGAGGAGGGGCUGGGGCAGAAGAUUCAGGUGCUGGAGGGUUUUGCGUUCUCGGACGUGGAGGGGGUAAGGAUCUUCAAGAAGGAGGUUGUGGCUGGGCGGCUCUAGUGGGCUAAAUUGAGGGAUGGGAUUUUUCCAGCGGACUUGGAUUACUAAGGAUGGUGGGAUGGCCGGGGAGUUGAUAAAUGGAUGAGGGUCAGUCAGGGACAUGAGCAUGGGCAAUGGGUAUGGAUUGGCACGGCAUAUGUUUUUCUAUUCUUGGUGUUGGCUUUUUGUAUAGCGCUGAUAAUGACCAUGCUUACGUAGCGGUUUGUUGUUGUUGUUGCUCGUCGGGUCACUUUUCUUGAUGGACGAUGUGGAAUACCCCUUUUCUCAUAGCUGCUGUAAAGAAUAUUCGGUUUUGCUUGCUUGUACUAUUUUGACAGGACGAGAGUGUUAUCCGCUUGAUCAGGAAGUACUCCCUGCCGGCAUGAAUGAGGUCAGUGAAGGAAAGGGUUUUGGAAUC
This is a messenger RNA of Parathielavia appendiculata, 3839 nucleotides long. RefSeq lists its product as uncharacterized. Gene Ontology annotation, molecular function: protein binding. Lineage: Eukaryota; Fungi; Ascomycota; Sordariomycetes; Sordariales; Chaetomiaceae. The transcript is spliced from 3 exons. The record is from RefSeq and is a predicted model, not a curated record. The coding region runs from base 437 to 3442 and encodes 1001 amino acids.